This is a messenger RNA of Rhodotorula graminis WP1, 1088 nucleotides long. RefSeq lists its product as uncharacterized. Bases 95 to 1045 code for a protein of 316 amino acids. The record is from RefSeq and is a predicted model, not a curated record. Gene Ontology annotation, biological process: regulation of transcription by RNA polymerase II. Gene Ontology annotation, cellular component: nucleus. NCBI's taxonomy places the organism in Eukaryota, Fungi, Basidiomycota, Microbotryomycetes, Sporidiobolales, Sporidiobolaceae. The transcript has 5 exons. Gene Ontology annotation, molecular function: cyclin-dependent protein serine/threonine kinase regulator activity.
CCCGACCUCCCUACACACGCCAGAGGAGACCGCGCAGCUUCGGCCAGCCCUCACCACGAUCAACGAGCUCGCCUGCGCUCCCUCUCGUGCCGCGAUGGCGUCUCGACACCUCCUCAACCCUCUCGCCCCGCUCGGAGUGCCGACACCCUCUGCACUCGACGGCGUGCCAGCAGAGCUUGAGCGAGACCUCCGAGCAUACGGCGCCCUCCUCAUCCAGCAAGCCGGCAUCAUGCUCAAGGCCUCGCAGGUCGUCAUGGCAACGGCUCAAGUCCUCUUCCAGCGCUUCUGGUUCGUGACCUCGCUCAAGCAUUUUGGCAUACGCGACGUCGGCAUGGGCGCGCUGUUCCUCGCAUCGAAACUGGAGGAGGCGCCCUUGCGGAUUCGCGACAUCGUCAACUGCUUCUCGUACCUCGACAGCCUCGUCGCCUACUGCUCGACACCGCCGUACCCGCCGGCCGCGACCUUCGAGGCCUAUGUCCCGAUGGACUACUUUGCGACCGAGUUCUACGACCUCAAGGACGCCAUGGUCAUCGCCGAGAUGCAGAUCCUCAAGCGGCUCGCGUUCCAGACGCAGUGCGGGUUGCCGUACGGGCACCUCGUCAACUACCUCCAGGUCCUCGAGCUCGCAGGAGAGAAGGACCUCGUGCGGCGGUGUUGGGGCAUCUGCAACGACCUGCUCCAGACUGCAGCACCAGCCCUGUAUCCGCAGAGCACCCUCGCGCUCGCGUCCAUCUACCUCGCGACCCGCCUCGCCUCGCCGCCAAUCGCCCUCCCGCUCGAGCCCGUCCCCUGGUGGACCCACUUUGACACGACCGAGGACGACAUCGUCGACUGCGCCGACAUGCUCCUGCGCCUGUAUCGGCAGUGGGGCAGUGACCCGAGGGGUGCGAUCGAGGCGAGCGCGGAUGGAGGCGAGGUCCAGGGCAAGGUCGGGAAGGAGAGCGUGUGGAGGAGGGUCGGGCGGAUACCGGUGACCAAGGCGGGCGUCAGGGAUCUCCUCGCGACGAGAUACGGCGUCGAGAAUGGCGGCGGGACACCGCGGUAGAAGCGCUCUGGCCCGAGAAGCCGUUCCGCGCUCUCUCCAAGUC